Messenger RNA from Lottia gigantea (owl limpet), 867 nucleotides. RefSeq lists its product as hypothetical. The transcript has a single exon. The record is from RefSeq and is a predicted model, not a curated record. NCBI's taxonomy places the organism in Eukaryota, Metazoa, Mollusca, Gastropoda, Lottiidae. Bases 1 to 867 code for a protein of 288 amino acids.
AUGCCUGAUGAUGUAAACAAAACAUUAAGUAAAUUAAUGCUCGAAUUCCUGUGGAACAAUAAACCUCCCUCAAUCCAAUAUAAAAGUGUAAUUAACCAUAAAUUUAAUGGUGGUUUAGGUUUUCCUGAUAUUCAGUCCAAAUCGUAUGCAUUUGCCUUAAAAUGGUUGAAAAAGUUAUUAGAUCCUAGCCAGUGUCAUAUAUGGAAGUCAGUGAUUAAUUAUUUUGUUACCGAACAUGGGAAUUCAAAUGCUACAGACAUCUUUAAAUUGUAUUUCAGUAAAUCGUUUAUACGUAAGUUACCUCCCUUCUAUCAGGUAAUGUUUAAUGGUUGGGAUGUGAUUACUCAAUUUAAAAGGCCUGCUCCACAAAAUUUAUAUGAAAUGUCUAUACAACCCUUGUUUAAUAAUCCUUUUAUUGUUAGAAAUAACAAAGUUCUCAAAUGUGAUUUAUUCUCUAAAUGUGGUAUUAAUACUAUUUAUGAUAUUAUUUAUUAUUAUGGCAUUUCAAGUUUCCUUCCUUUAAGUUCAUUAUUAGAGGAUUGUGUAGAGUGUGAGCCAAACCCAGAUUAUGUAGAGAAAAUGUUUGAAAUUAUCAAAUCCUCUAUCCCAACUGAGUGGAAAAUCAUAAUUGAAUCAGAGACAUACUCCAACAAAGAUGCUCCUAAGCCCUAUCUUCUACUCGAUGAUGAGAAGAUUGGAUUCGAUAAUUUCACAACUAAGUUCUUAUAUAAAGUGUUACUAGAACGCAAGGCAGUUAAACCUACAGGCUUUUUAUACUGGGAACACAAUUUAAAAAAGGAACUAAACUGGUCAGUUACGUGUAAAAACGUAGUAGACUCCUAUAAGGAUUGUAAAAUAUUGAGUUAA